AUGCGCACUUCCAACGUGAUUGGCUCUCUGCUGGCCACCAUGGUCAUGGCUGCCGGUGUCCAAGGCGCGCCUGUCAACAACCAGCGCGACCUCGAUACUCUUGACGCGCGUGCGCCUCAGCUCACUGGCAUCGUGGAUGCUCUUGAGGAUGCAUUCAAAGGCGUUUCAAGCGCUUCCAAGGGACUAAAGACAUCCAAGACUACAGAGAAGGAGGCUCAGAGUAGCAGUUCAAGCGGAUCAGGUGGCGAAACUGUUUCCAUUUCUUCUGUAGAUGCCAAGCGUUCACCUCAGCUCACAGGCAUUGUGGAUGCUCUCGAGGAUGCGUUCAAGGGAGUUUCCUCGGCGUCUAAGGGCCUGAAAACUUCAAAGACUACCGAGAAGGAGGCUCAAAGCAGCUCCUCUAGCAGUUCAGGCGGUGAGACUGUUUCGAUCCCUUCUGUAGAUGUCAAGCGUCAAUUGUCAGGAAUUGUGGAUGCUCUGGAGGACGCAUUCAAGGGGGUUUCGACAGCUUCCAAGGGCUUGAAGACAGCCAAGACUACAGAGAAGGAGGCUCAGAGCAGCACCAGCAGCAGCAGCGGCUCUAGCACCUCUGGGAGUGUUACUGCUGUGAUUCCAUCUGUCGAUAUCUAG
This is a messenger RNA of Cryphonectria parasitica EP155, 630 nucleotides long. RefSeq lists its product as uncharacterized. The record is from RefSeq and is a predicted model, not a curated record. Bases 1 to 630 code for a protein of 209 amino acids. The transcript has a single exon. Lineage: Eukaryota; Fungi; Ascomycota; Sordariomycetes; Diaporthales; Cryphonectriaceae.